Molecule: messenger RNA, 4890 nt
Organism: Acanthosepion pharaonis
Lineage: Eukaryota; Metazoa; Mollusca; Cephalopoda; Sepiida; Sepiidae
Source: the annotation of a GenBank genome assembly
AUGCGUGCGUGUCUGUCACUCUUCUUUUGUGCGUGUCUGUCACUCUUCUUUUGUACAUGUGCGUGCACGUCUCUCUCUCUCUCUCUUGGAUGUGUACGCGCGUGUCUCUCUCUGUUGUAUAUGUGCGCGUGGUGCGUGUCUCUCUCUUUUGUAUAUGUGCGCGUGGUGCGUCUUGGAAUUGGUAAAAAGAAAUUGGCUACAUUGAAUUUAAUAAAGAAAACAGAUAUUUUCGUGUUCUCUCUUUCUGUGUGCACUCUCUCUGUCAAAUAUUUCCACCCUCUCUCUCUGUCACAUAUCUCCACCCUCUCUCUCUGUCACAUAUCUCCUCUUUCUCUCUCUGUCACAUAUCUCCACUCUCUCUCUCUCUGUCACAUAUCUCCUCUCUCUCUCUGUCACAUAUCUCCUCUCUCUCUCUGUCACAUAUCUCCUCUCUCUCUCUGUCACAUAUCUCCUCUCUCUCUCUGUCACAUAUCUCCUCUCUCUCUCUCUCUCUGUGUCACAUAUCUCCACUCUCUCUCUCUGUGUCACAUAUCUCCACUCUCUCUCUCUGUGUGUCACAUAUCUCCCUCUCUCUCUCUGUGUCACAUAUCUCCUCUCUCUCUCUGUGUCACAUAUCUCCUCUCUCUCUCUCUCUCUGUGUCACAUAUCUCCCUCUCUCUCUCUCUGUGUCACAUAUCUCCUCUCUCUCUCUCUCUCUGUGUCACAUAUCUCCCUCUCUCUCUCUCUCUGUGUCACAUAUCUCCCUCUCUCUCUCUCUCUGUGUCACAUAUCUCCCUCUCUCUCUCUCUGUGUCACAUAUCUCCACUCUCUCUCUCUCUGUGUCACAUAUCUACACUCUCUCUCUCUCUGUGUCACAUAUCUACACUCUCUCUCUCUCUGUGUCACAUAUCUCCACUCUCUCUCUCUCUGUCACAUAUCUCCACUCUUACUCUCUCUCAUAAUCUCCACGCUCACCUUCCUAUUCUCAGCUCUCUCUCUCUCACAUAUUCCCCCUCUCUCUCUCUCUCUCCAUAUUCCCACUCUGUUUCCUAUUCUCUCUCUCUCUCUGUGUCACAUAUCUCCCUCUCUCUCUCUCUCUGUGUCAUAUCUCCACUCUCUCUCUCUCUCUGUGUCACAUAUCUCCUCUCUCUCUCUCUGUGUGUAUCUCCCUCUCUCUCUCUCUCUCUGUGUCACAUAUCUCCCUCUCUCUCUCUCUGUGUCACAUAUCUCCCUCUCUCUCUCUCUGUGUCACAUAUCUCCACUCUCUCUCUCUGUGUCACAUAUCUCCACUCUCUCUCUCUGUGUCACAUAUCUCCACUCUCUCUCUCUGUGUCACAUAUCUCCACUCUCUCUCUCUCUGUGUCACAUAUCUCCACUCUCUCUCUCUCUGUGUCACAUAUCUCCACUCUCUCUCUCUCUCUCUCUGUCACAUAUCUCCACUCUCUCAUCUCACUCUCUCUCAUAAUCUCCACGCUCACCUUCCCCCCAUUCUCAGCUCUCUCUCCUCCACAUAUUCCCACUCUGUUUCAUAUCUCCACUCUCUCUCUCUGUGUCACAUAUCUCCACUCUCUCUCUCUCUCUGUGUCACAUAUCUCCACUCUCUCUCUCUCUCUGUGUCACAUAUCUCCACUCUCUCUCUCUCUGUGUCACAUAUCUCCACUCUCUCUCUCUCUGUGUCACAUAUCUCCACUCUCUCUCUCUGUGUCACAUAUCUCCACUCUCUCUCUCUGUGUCACAUAUCUCCACUCUCUCUCUCUCUGUGUCACAUAUCUCCACUCUCUCUCUCUCUCUCUCUGUCACAUAUCUCCACUCUUACUCUCUCAUAAUCUCCACGCUCACCUUCCUAUUCUCAGCUCUCUCUCUCUCCCACAUAUUCCCGCUCUCUCUCUCUCUCAUAUAUUCCCACUCUGUUUCAUAUUACCACUCUCUCUCUCUGUCUCUGUGUUACAUAUUCCCACUUUGUUAUAUGUCUCUCUCUCUCUUAUACUACCUCCUCUCUCUUUCUCUCAUAUUGUCCCCACUCUCAUCCCCCUCUCUUUUUCUCCCCUCUCUCUCCCCACUCUAUCUACUCUUAUACGUUUCAGUGCUGGUCGAUUCUCCUCCAGCAGGAAAAAUGAUACUGCAGGAACAUCAGGUGAAUCUCCCUCAAAAUUUUCCAAAGCCAGCUGCAUCCCUCAAGCAACCAACCCAAACCGAGAUGGGACUUCAUCACUUCACGCUCGACUAUCAUCACGAGCCCACCAGGAUAGCACAUCAGGCAAAAUCGAUUCUUCAUCCUCUGGCGAUCAUAAACAGAACCGCUUAACCAGUGACCCAAAUCUCUCUUCUCCACGUCGAAAAGUUACUGAGGACUCAGCUGCUAAAAGAGAUUCUUCACACAUUGGUCAAAGAUCUUUGGGCCGCGGAACAUCUGAAAGUCCAUCUAGAUCUUCACAAGAUUCUGAUGGCGGUUCUCCUUCGAACAUUCCUCUACGGGCAUCAUACAGGAGAGGUUUAGAAGGGGAUAAAAAUAGCGACCUUGGGGGUAGCCGCAUGCUGCGAAGUAGCGGCCGUCUCAAAACUAGCUCUGGAAGAGUUGGCAUCAGUUCUUCAGAGUCUGUAGAUAAUGCUCCUACAAGAAUUCCAAAAGAUUCAAAAUUGUCUUCUCAGAAGGGUCUCUCAACCAAUUCAGAAGUCACUACUACAAAUGCUCCCUCUUUUCUGCCAAAUAAAAGUGAAAAGUUUCUCAAAGACAAAACAUCCCCAGAUGGUUUCAGGGAACCAUCACCUACCAAAGAUUCUCCUCAAGAAGUUGAAUCUUCAAAUUUGAUGAUUAAUUUAAAAAAGGCAAAUAAAAGUGAAGACAUAGCAAAAGCACCGUCACCACCAAAAACAAUGGAUAUCACUUCCACAAAACAAGCAUUUGAUCGAUGCGGUAUUAAAUACAAUUCUUGUAGGUCGCGAAUUCCCACUCCAAACUCACCGUCUGGUUCUCGUAAGGGAUCAGAAUCACCUGUACGUCAAAAGCUUUCAUCUCAUAGCUUUUCGGGUUCCAGAACGACAGAAUCGGGCAAUGCAAACAACAAUGAGACAGAUUCUUCCAAGAAUAACGUUGAGAGUCGGGCGGAUAGAAUUGCACGUUAUAAAGAUCUUCGACGAAGGGAGCUGGCUUCAAAGAUCAAAUCAAAGUUAGAUCCUGAAACUGAACCAGAAACAGUUGCUAGUACAAAGAACUUGGAUGCAGAUAAAAGUAAGAUUGUUAAAGAGGCUGAAGUUGCAUCUUCAACAGCCGUUAAAGCAAGCGCCACUCGCUCUGCCACAGCUGAUUCUACAAAGAUCAUAUGUGGCAUGAAGGUGUCAAAGAACAUUGCAGAAAGAGCAAAGAAACGACAAGAACGAAUGCUGCGAAACAGUCAGCAUCUAUCAGCUGAACUUAUUGGAAGGCGUGCUAAAAUAAGUGCUGUGUGUUCACGAACAGACACACCAGAAAGCAGUGAUCCUCAAAUGACAAUCCUUGAUACAAAAGCUGAUUCUUCGACAUUUGACAUGCAGUUUGCCACUUCACAAAGUAAGUCACAGCUUCAGCCAUCUUCUUUGCAAGACAUGGAAUCUUUAAGUCCAAGCUCGUUGUCACUUAGUGAUAAUGAUAAAGACUCUAUGUACCAACAAUUAACAUCAGAAUCAUCGGAUGUUAGCCCAGAAGAUAAAAGAUUAAGUUUAACCGAAUUGGAGUCUCUCCCAGAGAUCACAUCCUUGGAUGAGUUAGAUUUAAAUAUAGAUGAGGAAGUGGCUGUCAGUGAGAAAAAGUUGUGUUUCUCACAAUUAAGUCCGCCUCUUGAGGUUGUUUCUAAUCUAGAAUUGUCUACAGAAAAAACUGUUUUGAAGAUGAAACCAGAAUCUAUAUAUUUCUCCAAAACUGUACCCCAGGAAGGUAAACAUACUGUUGUUGAAGAGAAAUCUUUGAAUCUGUCAGUUGAUCAAGAGAAUAAAUCACCAGUUACCUCCCCUUAUAACAUUUUGUCCUCUUUGGACAAAAGAGUUGAAAAAGUCAAAUCUCCUCUUGCCAGUAGUAACCAUGAUUCUGGGAAUUCCAAUGUUUUUCCUGGUAGUAACAAAAGAGAUGCUACCAAUGUGGAAGCUGGUAGUUGUGAUUUCCUUUCAAAAUCCUCAAUUAAAAUCUCUCAAGCAAAAGACGUUUCCUCCAGCUAUGCCACUUCUGGUACCAAGUCAACAUUUCAAAUGUCGAAACCUAAUGAUAAACAUGUCGAUGUAGUUCCUGACAUACAAGCAGAGGAACAAUUUUCUAUGCCUCCCGAGAAAGUGCGUUCCAGACCACCUCCCAGCACGGUUCUUUACACAAAGAAGCUUUUAGAAUCUGGUAACGUGAAAAAGGACCAAAAACGAAUAGACUAUGACUUACAGAAAGAACUUGACUGGCUUGAGCACAGAAAAUACCAAUAUGCUGAUGAAAGCAAUGUAGAGAAAGAGAAAAAGCUUUCGGUUCUAGAAAUGGUAAAGGCAGCAGAAGGUAAGACAGAUAAUGAAGAAGAGAAACCCCGAAGACCACUUGGUCGGACGAUGAGCGAAGCUAGAGGAAAAGAUGCGGCCCAGUCCAGAAGGGAGAUCCUUGCUACUAGAAUAUCCAGCCUGGGACGUACCCGGUCAUUUGGUAUGGGCCCAGUCAAAAAACCAGAUACUUCAACCAGUCUUGACCAACAGAAAACUGUUUUGUCUCCAAUUAAGGAUAAUAAUCUUGAUGAGCUGUUAAUGAAGAAUGUUGCUUAUCUGGACGAUGAAAAUCUACCAAAGGAACCAUUAGUAAGGAGUUUACAUCCAGGGGAGAGUUUAAAGCUAAGGAAAUCUUUGAGGAAGAAGAAAGUAGCCAAACUCUCAAGCUUGCCAGAGAAAGGAAUGUCUGAAGACAAUAGGUAG